UGCUGUGCUAACGUUAGAGCUAGCUUCAUUUAUCAGCCGGUUCUGGUGUGUUUGUCAAGCUUGGCAGUAAUUCAUAUAUAUAUGUAACGUGUUGUGCCGCUCAUAAUUAUUUGAUUUAGUGACAUUUGUGAAAACCAACCAAUAAUUGAGUAUGCCAAUUUAUUUUAAUAACAGCAGUUUAUUAGAUUGACUUUAUGCUGAAAUGAAAAUGAAGAACUGGUAAAAGGACAAGCUGUCCGAACCAAAUAUAAGUGGUGAUGAGCAAGCCAACAACAAAAUUACCAAAGGAUUCAGUGCCAGCUGUCCUUAUAGUAAGGGCACAUUUGUGUAAGCAACUCUGACCGAGUCUCUGAUUUGAGCCAGAAGCAGAGCUGUGAGGAACAGCAGGUGUUGACCCAUACGGAGGCAGGACGAGGACUGGUUCACCUGUGCGGAGAAGGAUCAGAGAAAAAGAAGAAGGACAGGGAGAGGGCUGCAGAUGGCAGGCUUUCUGGAUAGCUUCCGCUGGCCAGAGUGUGAAUGCAUCGACUGGGGGGAGAGGAGGAACGCAGUGGCUUCUAUUGUCUCUGGAGUUCUGUUCUUCACAGGCUGGUGGAUCAUGAUUGACGCAGCAGUGAUGUAUCCAUCUCAGGAGCAGAUGAACCAUGCAUUCCACACAUGUGGCGUCUUCUCCACCAUAGCAUUCUUCAUGAUAAAUGCAGUUUCUAAUGGCCAGGUGAGGGGAGACACAUAUGGAGAGGGCUGCCUUGGCAGGACAGGAGCUCGUCUCUGGCUGUUUAUCGGCUUCAUGAUGAUGUUUGGCUCGCUCAUCGCCUCCAUCUGGAUCCUGUUCGGUGGCUACGUGGUGCCAAAGAAAGAAGUGGCACCCGGGCUGGCUGUGUUCUUUCAGAACGGCUUCAUCUUUUUUAGCACUCUGAUCUACAAGUUCGGCCGGACUGAAGAUUUAUGGGGUUAGAGGGUCUGUCUUAUUACCGACUCUCUCUCUCUCUCUCUCUCUCUCUCUCUCUCUCUCUCUCUCUCUCUCUCUCUCUCUCUCACCAACACACACACAUCGGGCAUAUAGUGUGUUGUAGAUAUUUUUAAUAGUUCUGCAUCCCUUUUCAUGUGUUUCCUAAUGUGAAAAUAGUUUUUCUGUCCUUGCCUUGGAUACAUUUGCGUACUUUGGUUUUGCUCAUACUAUCUGUUAUAAAUGAGGGAAUUCCUUUGUUUGUUAUCGAGGACUAAGAAGCCAGGUCCAUGUCACUGUUAUUGUAUCUCAGAGGCAUCUUAAGUGUCAUGUGUCAACUCAUGUCAGCAUUUGUUCAGUGUGUUGAGGGUUACAGUGUAAGUUCACUGUAGUGAACAGAAAGGGAAAACAGCAUUUGUUUUGGGACAGACUGAUUUGAAUGAUAGAAGUACAUUCUGAAGUGGAUGUGAGGCUUCUUAACACACAGGGAACCAUGCUGUCUCUACUUAUUUUUAUUAUAAUGUAUUUCAGAUGAUAUGAGUUUUUUUUUUUUUUCAUGGGUCUUAUUCAUAUUGGGGUCAGUUUCUAGUUGACAGAUUAGUCUCGGUCGUUGUGUCUCAGGAGGAAGUGUGUUUUUUUACAUUGUCUGUUUUGUCCUCUUGUACUUUGUCCUGAAACUGAUAAUCACCUACCAGAACAUGUCGUGUUAAGUGAAAUGCAAGUAUUCUGAUUGUUUUUGGUAGCAUUUUCAGUUUUUAAGUAUAGAACAAAUCUUGUGAAGUCAGACUGCUGUAGGAACAGCAUUAAAGGACUUGUAAUGGACUAAUUUACACUAAUUGCUACAAUAUCACAUAUAGACAUGUGCAUCAGACAAUUUUUCAACGUAAUAAGAUGGACUUUUACUCUAAAGCUUGUAAGGUGGAGUAAAAAUACGAUGGAAAAAUUAGGGGAUUUGGAAUUUUGUUAUUUCCCAUCUUCCCUUCAACUUUUUUUUAAUCAUUUUUGUAUCUUAUCAAGAGCUUAAAAUGUGAAAAAUAAAGACAAUUUUUAAUUGGA
Messenger RNA from Sander lucioperca (pikeperch), 2002 nucleotides. RefSeq names its product transmembrane protein 50B. NCBI's taxonomy places the organism in Eukaryota, Metazoa, Chordata, Actinopteri, Perciformes, Percidae. The transcript is spliced from 7 exons. Bases 479 to 955 code for a protein of 158 amino acids. The record is from RefSeq and is a predicted model, not a curated record. Gene Ontology annotation, biological process: late endosome to vacuole transport via multivesicular body sorting pathway; protein targeting to vacuole.